Molecule: messenger RNA, 12381 nt
Organism: Protopterus annectens (West African lungfish)
Lineage: Eukaryota; Metazoa; Chordata; Ceratodontiformes; Protopteridae
Gene: PEA15
Product: proliferation and apoptosis adaptor protein 15
Exons: 5
Coding region: 320-712 (130 amino acids)
Biological process (GO): MAPK cascade; regulation of apoptotic process
Molecular function (GO): protein binding
Source: RefSeq, a predicted model, not a curated record
ACCCUCUUGCGUGAGAAAAACUAAGCAGAGCAGAAAGGAUAAAAACUGAGAAAGUCAGAGAGCUAGAGACUCUCAGGAGGUUGCAACAGAGGGAAGUAUGAACUUGUAUAGUAGAAAAGAGGAGCAGCUGUAAUGUCCUAAGGAAGGAACAACAUUGUUCUUUAGCUUUUCCAUGCAUCUGUUUAGGUGUGUGAGAAUAAUAUACAACAAACAGAAUCUGAAUGAAAGUUUAGUUUCCUUUGAAUAUAGAAAGUACAUCUUGAGGUAAAACCAGAGACACAGUAACUGCAGAGGCACAGGGACAGCUGAGAGGAAAAGAAUGUCCGAAUACAGCACUCUUCUAAGUGACCUUGAUGCCAACAUUACUUCGGAGGAUCUGGAGCAGCUGAAGUCAGCCUGCAAAGAGGACAUUCCAAGUGAGAAAAGCGAGGAGAUUGGAUCCUGCCAUGACUGGCUAUGCUUCUUGGAGAAACAUGAGAAACUCUCAAAAGACAACCUUGCAUAUCUUGAACACAUCUUCGAGAUCUCUCGGCGCCCAGAUCUGUUGACCAUGGUGAUAGACUACCGAACAAAAGUGCUGAAAAUUUCAGAAGAUGAUGAGAUAGACACCAAACUCACUCGAAUCCCUAGUGCCAAGAAAUACAAGGACAUUAUCCGUCAGCCUUCUGAGGAUGAAAUCAUCAAACUGGCACCACCCCCUAAGAAAGCUUGAAGAGAACAGAUUGUUAAAGACAAAUAUGAAAGACAUAACCCACGGCCAGCGGUCAUGAUCCUCAACCUAGAAUAUUCCCCCUCACCGCUAGCACUGCUGAUUACCACCUGCUGCACAGACGGAUGAACGGACGCCGGAGUGCAAGAGACAGACGGACAGAGUUAGUGUGUGUGUGUGUGAGCGUGUGUUUGCUUGCAUGAGAGGAAUGUAUUAAAAAAUGGAAAAGAAUAUUUGACAGACUUGUAUUACUUUUUUUUCCCUGGAUUGGCUUUGAUCUGAUUAUUCGCUGUGCAGACACUGUGUGUUUCUGUAAUCCCUUUUGCCUAGUGCUGUGAAAUGUUUGAGUUUCUUUUUUAAUAUUUAAAUCAUUCCUGUCACUGGGUUUGUGACUUUUUUAAUUAAAUUAAUUUUGUAAUGUUUUUUGAGAUUUCUAUGCAAGUGGAAUUAACUUGUUUUUCGUACUCCAAAAGCUGGUGUGCGCUCGUACAUUUUUGUGUGUAAUUAGCAUGUGUAUACAUUGCAUUGCCACUGUUUUUCAUGGGGAGGUGUCAUUUGUUAAAUUAAUUUUCAUAUUUUCCAGUGUUCAGAAGCCUGGAUUUCCCAUUUUCAGUCCAUUCACUUUACAUCCAAAGUGAUGCAUCUGCGUCUUGCAGACAAUAUAGUUGUAUUGAAAAUAUAAUGGAACUGGUAAAUCAAACCAGAUUUAUUGUUAAUAAGGUACAUUUAUUUAUCAAGAGGUAAAUAUUCUUGUCCAGUCUCUAGACACUUGAAGGCUCCUCUUAAAGAUGACUGUUGAAUUUAGGCUUGGUAAUCCUGUUUCUGGUUAUUGUCUAUUUGCCAAGUGACAUUAAAUAAGCUUGAUCUUCAAUGCUUAACUAUGGUAUGAGGGAAAGCCACUGAAAACCAGGGGAAGCCACUGAAAGCCUAGAUUUACCCUACUUGUCACUUAUGACUGGAGUAUAGCCAUCAAGAGAGUAAAUCCCUCUUUAGUCUGAGAGGGGUUGUUUUUUGUUUUAAAUUUUGUGUACGACUUAUUUCUUUGAGAGACUUAUUAAAAUGUUAAAUGUUAAAUGUUGUCGUAUAGUAAGACAGGUUUUGUGUGAUCUUUUUCUCGGUUAUCUGCCUCUGUAAAUCCUGUGUCUCUUAAGUAUGGUAGGUAAAACAAUGUGCAUACAUGGUGGCCAGUUUGGUUAAUGGCUUUCAAACUGUAAUACCAAGGUCAAGAUAUGCAGUGGCCGUGUUUCUUAAAGGUUCCAAAAUUGUUUAGUAGGCAGCUAAGAUGGCAAAUGAUUUUCAUACAUUAUGUGUAUGGUCCACUGAGUCCCAAUGAUGGACCAUUUCAACUAAAUUUACAGAAUUGCUUUGAGGUUAUACAACCUCAGGAGAUAAAGUCCAGAGAAUGUGGGAGGUGUUUUUUAAUUUUAAAAGUUUCUUUAAAUCAGACUGAUUUCUCUCUUACUAGAUUGGGACUCAUCAAGACCAUACUGUAACCUGUUGGUAGUCAGUAACCAAACAUAUUUGUUAGUAACUAUUGGUAACACAGUUCUUUUUCUACCCAGUUCAACUAAUACUAAUGUCUACUUCCUGACAGAAGCAGAGUCCUAUCUCAUUACUAUGUACUUCGCUGUUCCUUUCUGUACUUGGCAAUCCUUAUUCUGCUUUUAUGUUGCCUUUUUUGUAACACAUCAUAAAAGGCUGUUAAACAUGAAAUUCGCUGUAUUCCUACUGAUCUUUUGGGAAUUUGGCUUUCAUUAGGUGCUGCCUCUGUGACUGUUAUAUUGCUAGGCAACGCUGCAUGCAAGUAUCUGUUGCUAGGCGUUGUGCAUAGCAGUUUUUGUCAGCAGGUCUAGGACAUUUCUGCUCUUCUCUUGACUUUAGCGUACUUAGACCCUGCAGAAGUAUAAUCCUGUAUUUGAACAGAAUUCUUGUAGAUUAUAUUUGUCCUUGUAGCCAUAAUAACCACAAAUAUAUAAAAUAAAUACGAUAUGGCUAGAAAAUAAAACGUAUUUAAUUCUGAAUCAUGUUAAGAAGACUCUAGGUCCUGGAAUUAAGUGCUUUGUUGCCAUGAACUCAAAUUAAAAACAUUUUAUUUCCUAUCCUUAUAUUUAUUGUUCUUGUGUUGGACCAUCACUAUGCUUUCAAAGUAACUUCAUUUAGACUUUUGUAUCAGAAUGACUGCCUUUCCAAAACAGUUGUAUGAGCAACAAGUGUCAAAAUCCAUUACAGAUUGCAAAAAUGUUUGAAAUUGUGUGCGAAUAUCUCUUUUUACCUUCUGAGGAACAGUCUCCAACCCAACACUUUGACAGCAAACUUCAACUUAUAAUCAGUACUGAGGUCACUGUGCCUCAUGGGAAAUAUUUUUCCCUUCCAAGCUGCUAAUGGAUGUGCUAGUCAUCCUGUUGUAUAUCGUCAUGUAUUUUAAGAAUCAUUCAAAUGCCCAUCUGCGACAUUUCAUUUUGCUAACUCCGCCAUUGCAGCAACGUCAAGUCGUGCAAAAGGUGAAAACAUUUUUGCCCAGAACAGUGGUGACAUUGUAAUGAAGACUUAUACAUUUAUGUAAGUCAAAUGAAAAGGAAUUUAGGGAAAGGUUGCUACGUCAUUGAUUGCACUACUUCUAAGGAUGUUUCUAUUAAAAAAAAAAACAAAAAACUAAGGAAAGGAGGUGAAGAUUUACUGUGAUUUUCUCUCCCAAUCUGUUUCUCACUGCUCUAAGUAGUUUUGUUGUUUAUCUUUGUUGUGAAAGUCCCUUGGCACCCAUGAUGCAUGGGGGGGGGGGGGGAUUAUUUUCCUUAAGUUUUUAUUGUUCCUUAAAGCCAGGGCUGCAUGAAGCUUUCCUACAGGUGGUUAUAUCAGUGUCCUAGAUUGUGUCACUCAUGGCAGUGACGUCAAACUUCCUGCUGCUUAAUUUGGGUAGCACUGAAUGUGAUUUUUGCAGCAAUAGUCACUGCCCCACCACCACCAUCAGACAUGAUUCUGUAUAUGCUAUCCUGUAUCCUUGUUUGUCUGAUGUCUGUAACAUUAAUAUGCAGUAUUGUAUCUCUUUUUUUUUUUACUCACAAUUUUUAUUUUCAAACAAAAAUAUUGCAGAUACAACAUCUAAAUUCUAGUACAUAAUUUAAAUUGUAAUACAUAACUAUAUACACUAUAUACAUUUGGCCUACAAGAAAAAUCAAUAAAACCAGUUUGAUUCAAAAUACAUAGACUAAACAUGCAUUUAAGUAAAACAUUUAAAAUAAUCAGGGAGAGACGCAGUCCAAUAAUAUAGUAUCUCUUCACUGUAUUCCGCACUGUGUUGACUACAGAACACAUUCCUUUCCAGUUAUGCUGCCUGUCCCAAAACGCACAACAUGGCCUGAUGAUAUGCAACAUAAUUGGCAGAGAAUAAACCACAGUAAGUGGACAUCUGAAAAUUAUUUGGAGAACUUCUAAUCUGAAAUGCAAAUUUCACAAUUGCCAUAAAUGACUCUUCCUUCACAGAUGUAGACAUAACAGACACAGCUGCAUUGGCAAUGAGUCCUAGAAUGUUAGUUAUUCAAGUCUUUAUAAAACAACUUUCACUGAAAAUCACUUAGCGAAUCUAAUAUCAAGCUUUUUCUGCAGAGACAUGCCCCAUAUGUGGGGUUACCACCACCCCAGGUAUCCCCUUAGUCACAGAGCACUCUGGAUUUGCUGAAAGACCCCUUUAGAGUAAUUUCUUUAGAAAUAGUUCUAUAACAUCUUUCACAUUCAUCCAUUGCUAGCGUCUUUUUUUUCCCAUCUUCCUCGUAUACUUUUUGUUAUACUUGGCAAGUGCUUAAAUGUUUCUUAAACAUUUUUGAACAGUCAUUUAUUGAGUAUCUUUAGUGCUGUCCUACUUUUUCAUUUGUUGCAGGACCCCAAGACCAUACUUUAUCAGCUGAUUCACACUGCAUAACACUUCAGGAGUAGUCAUUGACUUCACGUUAUUGAAUAUUUGUUCUGCUGCAUUAGGUAAACAGAUUCCUGCAAUCUUCAGACUUGAUACUUGUAUUCCCUGUAAAAACUAUAGACCAGCAUGUUUUCUAAAGAGGGUAAAACCUGGAUGAAAUAACAAAGAUCUUGCGCAGUGAAGGCAUGUGUAGCAUAAAAAAAGGUGUCUUGGCAUUGUUGUAUUUUGUGAAAUGGCAAUACACAGAAUGGGAUUCCCCCUCCCCAGCAUGUGACUUUUUUCUUAAUGAGGAUUAACGAAAGGCAGGUAAUCAUAGCAGGAGAAUAGUAUUAAAUUUGAGUUUCCUUACUUGAAAAGUUUGGGAUUGAAAGUUUCGAGGGUAGUGUGAAUGGAGACAAGUUGUGUGCAAUUAAAAUAUCUUAAAUCUUAUAGGUUGCUAAAAGAAAGUAGAACACAGACGAUGCUGUUUCUAAAUGUCGCAAGUGGGCCCAUAGCUGUCUGACUCUUAACAAAGUGAUACUUCAAUUUAUUUGGGGAAAGUGCUUCACCAUGAUGUAGCCCUAGAACCUCGAGUAAUUGUUGGUGCAAUUGUUGAUGGAAUGUCUGCGUACAAGAAGUUGGUAACUUUAUCAGAGGUGGAAUGUCUUAGUAUAAAACAAUAACUUUAUCAGAAUGCUCCUGUUAGUACUUGUUACAUAUCAGAGACAAUAUGCUGUCAUCACUUAAUGUCUGAGGAAAAGCUUCAGAACAGGCUAGUAAGUACAUGUAAAAGUUGUGACUAACUGAAAAGGAUGGAUUUGACACUUUCUCUGAUGUACAAAACAGAAUGUGAAAGGAAGGCCGAUGCACUCCAAGAAGAGGUGGCCAUCUGAAUGUAUGAGAAGGAGACAGAAAGUUGCUAGCAAACAUUAUACUGAGCCACAAAGCUAACAGAGCAACCACACAUUUUGAAGAGUGGAUUUCAAUUAGUCUACGAGAGAGAGAGAAAUGGGGAGCAUGGAGUUGUGUUGGCACAUUUUAAAUAUUUUAUGGGUUAGACAAUACAGUUUGGAAGUUAUGCAUGUAGUAGAUACAAGUAUGUGAGUAUAAAAUGCAUUGAAGGGAUAUUUGAUGCUGCAUAAAAUUAGUGGAGACAAAUGGAUUGAAGUGUAUUCUUGUACAAAGGUCUACUCGAGAGGGUUUGACGUAGGAGUUAGUUUAGCAAGCACAUUCUUGGACUCAUUAUGGUGAUCUUUCCUCAAACUAUAGUAACAGCCUUGAGUCUAUCUUCCAUAUCAAAGUAUGCAAUGAUCCCACAUGCUGAACCCCCCCCCCCCAAAGUGUGCAUGCAAGACACACUUGGAAAAAGAAAGAUUAGCUUAGUACAUUAUUCAUUUGCUGCUGAUUGGCAUUCAUGUUGACUAUCAUUCUGCACCAAGUCUAAUCUCACAUAAAAUAUCAAGUAGAUAAAGAUUUAAGUGAAUGUUUUCGGUCUUCUUUUGAUCUCCCGUGAAACAGCCCUAAGCAUUCCAUAUGGAGGUUUACUGGACUCUGACUUGUACACUUUGACAAAUGUAGACUUUCUAAUUGCUUGUAUUUGAAAUUUGUUUGGUUAAAGUCUUUUUAAGGUUGUUUUUGCAUCCAUGUCUUCUGGCCAUAAAGCCGUCCCCUUCUGGACUUGUUAAAAGGUGAGAGCCACCUAGUGACCUCAUACAGGCAACCAUGAAAGUUCCUGUGCCAACAGCAGCAUUCCAGCUAUGAGGAUUUAACCCUCAUCUCGAUGUGAGGAAGGCAGGAUUAAUUAGUUCUGUUAGAGUGGACUUUGGCAAGUUCACACUCUACGAAGUCUACCAAAGACCUGUGGCUUAGUGAGUUGAAAGGCUAUCCCCCCCCCCCCCCGAUAUGCAUUUGCAGCUCUGCCUAUUCUACAAGGGAUUGUAGCAAUCUAUCUCCUCUUCCCCUGCCCUGCCUCCCAAGGAUGGGCAUGUUUAUCCUUUGCUGCCAACUCUGUAAUUGAACCUGGGUCACAUGGUCCAUAGUCAGAGCUUUAUCCCUCUUUGCCACCACAUGUGGCUGCAUUGGUGAAAGUUUGCUUUCAAACAGAUUGAGUUCUGGUUACACUGUAGGAUGAGUUUAGAGGCGACUUCUCUGGUGGAAUAGUUCUUAAGCUGUAGAGCUAAGUUCAGGGGGUAAACUGUUUCUGUGUUUAAAAAAAUAAUUAGCAGAGUUCUAGCAGGAAGGAGUAGUUCUGAGACAUUUGCCUUUAUAGGUUGCACAAGAUGAGUAAGUGGCAUUGGUUCUGACCAAAUGGAUUAAUCUAGUAGCUGCUACCUGCAAGGGAUACACAGGAUGAGCAGAAGUAGGUGUCUAGUAGCAUUAAUUUGGAACUAGAACCUUCAAGGGUUGCCGAGAAGUAUCAUUUCAUGCAUAGGGAUUAGUCGGGGGCAGCUGCUUUCAGGGGUUGAACUGGAUGACUGGCAGAAGAACAGCAGGGGGUCUGGCUACAAUGCAGCUACAUUGAAGGGUCAUACAGCAUGAGCAGCAGUGUGGGUUCUAGCUGCAAUGUUACUGUACAGGGCGGUACCUUUGUGAGUUGCACAUUGUCUGUACUAGUAUGGGAUGUAACUACAGAAUUAAUACAGGGGCUGUUACUAAUAGGGAGCAGGAAUCUGAAUAGCUUUCACUAUUGAUGGUUACAUAGCAUGAGUGGAAGGUUUAGCUCAGGGUUAAGUGCCAAAACAAUUUGCACUUAGUGGGGACUAAGAGAUCAGCAGUUUGAUGCACAGAUUUGCAUAUGCUGAAUCGACUUAGUGUAUCAUAGUGAUAUUGUACUACAUGAGUGUUGGCACAUUGCACAGUAGGACUAUAGCACGGAGGUUUAUAUAGGAUACAUAGCGGUCUUGAUUGCAUGAGGCAUUUGAGUUUUGCAAUUCUGAACACUAGUAAUAUCCUGCAUAAAGGAAAUUGUUGAGAGAAGCAUAUGAAAAUAAACAUUAAGACCUGCAUCACUUGUGAUUAAGUGCAUGUCAUAUGUCAACUGCUCAGCUCAUUCACAGCUCAUUUUCAACAGUGGUUUUGCAAGGGGGUAGCCCCUGUAGCCUCCAUAAUGAGGGCUUUGCUCCCCAUACCUCAUUUAUAUAUACCUUGUGUGCAGCUGCACAGCAAUCAAGAAUGGAUGAAACCCCCACUGCAGAGCACAGGAGGUCCCCCACAAAUAGCAGCACCAUUGUAUAUUGUAGACGGCAUUACAAGCUAGGAAGUCUGUGCCAUUAGAACCUGAUGUUACAUCCGUUCAAUGGAAGGGAAGCCAAAUGGGAUGUUGCUUCAUAGGUUUACUUGGCGUACCUAUUUACAUGGUUAUUCACUGCAACAGACUGAAAAUAGUCUGCUCUUUGUGGUGUAGAGAAUGAACUGAGGAGUGUUGCAACUGCAGGACUUCAUUCAGAAGUGAUAGACAUCUCGACUCAUUCAAGGUAGUGUGCUGCUAUUAUUUCUAUAUAUAUUUAUCAUUGUCCAUAAGUUUGUAAAUGUGUUUGCCUCAGAGAGAUCUCUAUGUAAUGUGAACAUAAGAUUAUGUAUUGUAAUAUUACAAGAUCUGUGCUUAAAUAAAGUAGUCAAGAUGAGUUGAAUUAUAGGGCAUAGCUUGUUGCAAAAUGUGUUUAAAAAUGUUGCUUGAAUGGUUAGUUUGCUGCAAAUUAAACUUGAUAACUUAGUGGCAGUACAGUAACAGCAUUUAAAGAGUGAGAAGGGAGCAGCUGUUAAAAUGAAAUUGUUAGCACAUCCAGCUGUAUGACAUCAUACACCUAGUUGAAAGUAUGAGACGUCAUACUGCGAGUCCCAACGGUGCAGUUAACAUGUGACAGCAGCAAACUUUGGACACUAAAAGCAUUAUUUUGCAUGAAGCAAGUUUUCUUCUACACCCUCCAGUAUGGGAAGGCUGCACCCCAAUAUCUCCUCUCUUCCUUUGGGAAGAGAAGGGGGUCCCCCCAAUAUACAGCAGAUUCAGAUAUCUCUUCAAAUAAUUGCACUUGCAUUUUGGAACUUAUCAGAUUUGCAACUUGCCGGAAUCACAAUAUGGAGUCUCAGACAUAACACUGUGAACCUGACAUGAAGAACAAAGCCAGCUGUUUCACUGCUUCUGUUAAAAAAUAUCAUUGAAGCUACUAAUCCCCUCUAGAUGUAUUAUGAACCUUUAAUACACAUGCCUGACCCAUCUAAGUAUAUUGGCCUUACCUGUCUAGUUAGGAGGAGCCAGAAGCCAAGUCUUAAGGUCUAGGUUUACUACGGAAGUACUGUAGGUAAGACAUAUAAGAUUCUAAGCUGAUGAUAUGCAUUUGAAACUAGCAUAUGAUUUAUAUAGCUUAGACCUAGCUGCAUCAAUAGGCAGUACGGCAUUGUAUGUAGGUAAAUAGAGGAAGUACAAACCUGAGUGUUAUAUUCAUGUUGCAGUGGUGGGCUUGUAGUGCUGGUCUUCGGCCGUGUGCUUUAGUGGCUGUGUAAUGCUAAUGCAAACAUGAGCAUCAUUUACCUGAAUGUUUACAAGCUGAUGUGUAGAAACAUCUGUUGGAAGUACGCAGGAAAUUAUGAUCUCCUGCUCUUCAUGCUGUUCAGUUUAAAGUCACUCCAGUAAAAAGAUAACACAUUUAGUCAACAAACACCUUGUUUUAAACUUUUUUCAGUCUGUGUCUGUUAUAACAUGGUUUCUGAGAAAUCAGAAGUUUUCAAGGAUUAUUUUUCCUGGGUUAUGACUAUUGCUUUUGUGGUGAGUAGUUAACAUGUUGUUAUACUUCUAAACAAAAAAAAAAUGGUCUGCGUGUUCUUGUUUAACAAGAAACUUAACAAGCACAUUUUAAUUAAAUGAUAAAUUGUGAAGAAGUGAGUAAAGAAGCAACAAGCAAAUGUUACUUGCACAUUAAGUCCUAGGUGGCAGAGCUCAGAUGGUUUGGAAGGGGUCAGAGCUUUCAUCUCUCUCCAUUCCUUAACUUUCAGUUCAGAACUGAAUGCAGUGUUGGUUAAGGUUCCGUCCCAGUACCAUAAGCUUUAUUGCAUUCAGCCCAUUUCCUGGUUGCAUUGCAAAUGAUUAUUUCCAUCUUGGAUUACUGUAACCUUUCCCCCACUGCUAAAAUCAUGAAGUCAGGAGAGAGUGUUUUUGCACCUUAUUUCUAAUCGUAUAGACUGGGUAGCUUCAUAUGGUUUAAUCGGAGUGUUUGCAUAAUUUAACUCCGUAGCUAAAUGAAUGACUUAAGUAUCCAAGCCAUCUGGUAUUUAAUGAUGUACAUUUUUGAAUUUUUAAAAGGAACAUGGAUAAAUUUCCUUCAUCUGUGGGCACUGAGUGGUAAGCUGCAGUCCACUAGAUUGUAAGAUGUUAAUAGGACUCCUAGCUGAAUUUGUUAUUGAAUCUCUAGGUUCAAAGCUUAUGCCAGCAGAACUUUUCUUCUGUGUACUAAUCACAAGCAAUUAGUUGUGGGAAAAUAGUUCUAAAAUCAUAAUGUGAAAGACAGGCACUGAGAAGGUGAGGUCUCCCAACCCAUAAAGGGGUACUUACUUCAUAUGUAAAAGACAGUGGUCUGAUGUUUUACUUGGUUUGUUAUUACUGCAGGAUUACAUCAGAUUAAAAAGUUAAUAAUGCCUAGAGAAUUUUCCUGUUUGAACUAUGCUACAAAAGAAAACAUCGUGCAUCUGAAAAAAUAGAUUUUCACCUAAAAGUGGUGAUCUGUUUAAGUAGUAACUUUCCUAGAUUUCUUUGUGCCAAAAACAAUAUUUUGCAGGUGAUGUUCCAGACCUGACGCCUGCACUUCACAAUUUAUGUAGAUUUAAUGCAGAUUUAAUGCUUGUUACAUGUGUGAUUAUGUUGUGAAGCUAAUGUUUCGUUCUGGUUUUCCCACCUUUAGACCUGCCUGGGAAAUGAUAAUCGCAGCAUUUGUUUUUGCUACUCAUUGCACGAGCAUCUGUGAAUAAUACAGUGUUCCUUUCUGAUACAGGUACAUAUUUCAGCUUAACACCUCCGGUUAUAUACAGCAUGAAGGGAAUUUUCCAGAAUCUGAUACAGCAGUGAAAAACUGGGACACGAGGUGGGGUGGCAGAGGACAGUUUCUGUUUAAUGCUGAUAUACUUUAGUUCCCAUUAUCUUUAAUCUAUUCAGGUCAGUAGUAUGAGAUUUGCGCAGAAGCACAAAUUACCGUUUUGAUAAAUAGGCAGUUUUGUACUUGUGCUGAAAGGUAACCAGACGGCAUUCAUCUUAAAUUACAUGUGCCCCUUAUUUGACUUUAAAAGGAAAGGCAUAUGAUAAUUAUUUGCUUUAUUUCUGUCUGAAACUGGAAAUGUUUUUUGGAUUUCAGUCCUUUCCCUGUUGCCUAGUCUAGACCGUUUUAACUGUGUAUAUAUUAUAUAAAUAUAUAAAUAUACUUACAAUUAUGUUUAUAUCAUUCAUUUGUGGAAAGUAAUUUAUUUAAUACAGAAUAUUAAAACUGCAUAAGACUAAGCUUUUCAGAUAUGGGAUACUUUUUUUUUUUUUUACAAAGAAUAUAAAAAGGAAAAAAAAUCGAAUUUGAAAGUUAUGGAAACAUUGUUAGAGGAGUUCUUGAGCAAUCUGGUUUAAUAUUAAACUAAAAAACAUGCUUCUAAAUUGGUCUGUGCAGUGUUUUCUAUUCAGAUGCUUCUAUUGAAAUGCUUCUGGCUGGCUUGUGCUUUCGUCAGGAAUCUCUCAGUAACCUUUUUGGAAAGUGUAACAUCCAUUUGAACCUACCCAGUUUCUUCCAACACCAAAACAAAUUAGCAGACAUGCUUGUUGACCGUAAAUCACCUACUUUCCUCCUUGGAAUGUCUUGAUUUGCUCAGAGAUAGUCAUGUACUGUAAAAUUACCAGUCUUAUCUGUUUAGAUUCCCACUGUGUUUUAGAUGCAUUUUAUAAGUUUCAGAGUUCAGAAUUUUUACUAUGUCUAGAACCAAAAUAAAUUAAAUUGCAUCUGAGAGUUCUUGAUGUGAAACACUAUAGACCCAAUUCCAAAAGACUUGCUGUUGGUGUAUUAUAUCAGAGUAAGUCACUUACACUGACUGCAACUCUCUUGGAAUUGAAUCGUAAAAAUCCUAUCUGAAAAGGUAGAAGUUCAUAAAUAUUUUAUUUAGAUGCAAUCUUACAUACCAUUACUUGUUUCAAAAAAUGAAAUAUUGUCUCAAGCAGAAAACGUCUGGCUGGUUAAAAAUGUUACCACUGUCAAGAUUCCUGUUUAAGAAACAAGGUUUGAUUAUUUAGGUGUUUAAUUCAACACUGUUCUGUUACUGUAUUUUCAUUUUCAGACCCUAGCACAAUGUCCUUGUUUCACAUACAACUCUUUGUAAUGAAAACUCAUUCUGUCUGAUGGCUUACAAGUUUAAAAUCUCUUACAAAAUUAGCUUACUAAAAUUGUGUAAGCUGCCUGGAAUGAAAUCUGGUAUUGGUUCAGGUGUUAAAGCAUGUAAGGGAUUUCCGCAAAUUAAGUGCUGUUUGAUGCUCUGUAUAUGUACGUAUUUGUUAAUGUGUGACUUGUUACAAGCAGGGCGUUAGACUGUGAACAGUGUUGUCUUCUUUGCACUAAUCUAUUUUUCUGCAUCUCCUUGUCUGCCAGAUUCAUUUUUGUAAAAACUAAGAACAAAGAAAAGAAUGAAUAUUGAUAAAUGUUAUCUAUAAGGCCUAGCUUUUCCAUGGAAAUCUAAACAAAAAAAUUAAAAAAAAAAAAGUGUUAAUUUUCUCAUUGUGCAGAUAAUGACAGAGUUUAUCAUAUUAAAUAUAUUUGCUAACCAAAAA